AUAUCGUGUUAUACAUGUUUUUGUACUCAAUAUUGAAAGCUAUCCUAUGUGUAAUUGACUGAUCUUGAAUAUGUCUAAACGGAAAGUGUUAACGUUGGAUGAUAGAGCUCGUGUGUUGGAAUUAAGUAAGAACAAAAGUGCUCGUAAAAUAGCUGAAGAAAUGGGCGUAGGAAAAACCCAGAUCCAAAAUAUUCUGAAACGGAAAGCGGAAGUGUUAGAGGAUAUUGAAAACAAUGUUUCAGGUGACCGUAAACGUGCGAGGAGAGUAACUGUUCACGAGGAUGUUAACAAUUUGGUAUAUGAGUGGUUUAAGGACGUGACUGCUAGGAGAUUGCCCGUGUCUGGGCCUAUCUUGUGCACUCAAGCUCUUAAGUUCGCGAGUGAUCUUGGGGACAUUAACUUUAAGGCAUCGACGGGAUGGCUUGCUUCAUUCUUGAAACGUAAUAACAUUGUGUUAGGGACAAUGUCUGGGGAGAGGGGAGAUGUCAAUAAAGACACGGUAACUGACUGGAAAUCAAAACUCCCAACAGUGUGUGAUGGAUAUGAUCCGAAGGACAUAUUCAAUAUGGAUGAGACUGGUUUGUUCUUCCGAGACACAACAAGGAAAUCGUAUCAUUUCAAAGAUUCAGAACUGGUUGGUGGAAAACGCUCUAAGGAACGCAUUACUGUUUCGCUGUGUGCUUCUAUGACCGGGGAGAAGCUCAAACCACUAGUGAUUGGUAAAGCUGCACGUCCGAGAUGCUUCAGCAAAAUAGAUCCGGAAAAACUACCUGUGACCUACAGAAACAACAAAAAAGCGUGGAUGACCGGUGAACUCAUGACAGAAUGGCUAAGGACGGUUGACAAACAAAUGAAGAAACAACGCAGGAACAUCUUGUUAUUCUUGGACAACGCGCCUGCACAUCCGGACUUUGAACUUAACAAUGUUAAACUUGUCUUCUUGCCACCUAAUACAACUGCUCUUUCGCAGCCAAUGGACCAGGGUAUCAUUCAGGCUCUUAAGUUGAAGUUCAGGAAUCGUCAGCUCUCGUACAUUGUGUCACAAAUGGAACGUACGGAUAAAGUUGGUUCACAAGUGUUAAAGGAAAUUUCCAUUCUAGAUGCUAUUUACUGGAUUAACGGUUCGUGGAAGGAGGUGACUCCAACCACAAUUCAGAAGUGUUUCGCAAAGUGUGGAUUUGAUCAGAUAAGUGAAAGUGAUCUUGUUGUUAAUGAAUGUGAUAGUGAUGAUGAUAGUGAUGAUGAUGAUGUUGAAGUGCCCUUAGCUGUCUUAAGAAUGUCUCAUGAGUUGUUCGGGUGUGAAUACCACGAAUUGGUAGAUUUAGAUAAAUCUGUUCCGACGUGCGACGAGAAUAAUUCCAUUGUUGACUGGGAUAAGAAUGCAGGUGAUAUCUUAAUUGAACUGCAGUCAAGCAAAGAUGUUUGUGAUAAUGAUGAGUGUGAUGAUGGUGUUGACUCAGACAGACCUGAAACUGUGAUCACAAUGUCUGAGGCUAGUGAUAUGCUUGAUAAACUGAAAAUGUUUGCUCUCAGUAAAGGACAGGAUAAGUGGCUUGAUAACAUUAUGGAUUUGCAAGACAUGUUUGUAAGUUGCCGUGCAGAGACUCAAUGUAAGCAGACUAGAAUUCAUGAGUUUUUUGAAAGAAAAUAAAAACUUGGAACUGACAUAACUUACAGGCAAUUGCAAGUUUGAAAUUCAACUUCAUAUGACAUGAAAACUGUUGUGUAAUGUAAUGAAAUCAUUUUAGAUAGAAAAUGGUGAAAUUCAGUUGAUUUUAUCACACACUUUAUUACACUUCAAAGUUUUAUUGAUGUAUGUAAUUAUGUAAUGUAAUGAAAUCAUUUUAGAUAGAAAAUGGUGAAAUUCAGUUGAUUUUAUCACACACUUUAUUACACUUCAAAGUUUUAUUGAUGUAUGUAAUUAUGUCAUGCAUAUGUUAAUAUUUCUUUUGAAACACUUGCAUAAAAUGAAGAAAAUUUUAAACUAUUAAACUGAUAUUAAUAACAUGUUUUUUAUCUGCAUCCUUACCCAAUGUGUCUCUUACAUACACCACGUGAAAACCGAGUGACAACUUAAGUCCAAUAUAUUAUGCCCAAUUUCCGUACUUUGUCUUAAGAGACCGUUGUCUUAAGAGACCACUUUUUGCCUGUCCCUUGGGUGGUCUCUUAACACAAGAUUGACUGUAGCAGCUGAUUCAAUAUUUCAGAAUGGUAUCUUUCAAAAUGACAUGAGCUUCUCAAUUCAAACCGAUAACAAAAGGUGUGAUAGUCUUUUUGUCACGAUCAAAUAGCCAGUAAUUACCGGCAAUUAACGUGUCACCUCGUGUCAAUUAUGUUGUUCACAGUUUGAUCUCGGUUGACGAUAAUUCUCGAUCUUUAAUUAGUAUCAUAGUUUUUGUGAUUUAUUAACAUUUCUUUGAUCAAAAUACUUUUAAAUUUAUAUGAAAUUAAUUUUGUUUGAAAGAAAAAUAAACCAUUCGAUCUUUUACGGAACGUAACGGCAAUCUUAGAUUUUAGCAGUGACAGUAAGCGCGGGGAGUAGUUUCCCUUUACCAAAAUGGCAAACAUCGGUAACAAACUUGUUUCGAAGUUGGAAAAUUGUCUAUACCUGUGUAUUAUGCGCACCCACGAUUCGGGGGUGGUCCCAGGGGUAAAAAAAACUGCGCAUUAUACAUGGGUAUCUACGGUAAACUUUCUCUGCAAUGCACUGCAAAUAUCUGCAAAAAUGAUUGUUCAAAUCAACAUGCAAAAACACUUCAUCUACUAGGGUCAAAUAAUGUUGGCCUUUUAAAAAAACUGACAGUUUUGUUGGAGCAAAGCAAACAAAAACUUUCACAAUGAUUAUCAAAAGAUGGUCCAACCACAUAUUCCUCUAUACAGGAUCUAAACAUACUUUCAGAUAUUGACUAAAACCGCAACUAUUUGACAUUUAAGUCCAAAAGACUACAGAAAACUUCUUAAAACAAGAAAACACACUGUGUUAUUGUCAGAAAGCGACAAACUUUAAUGGCAAAAAUAUUUCGAAGCAAACUAACAAGAGGGCCAUAAUGGCCCUAUAUCACUCACCUGAGUACCAUUGCUCUUAAUGAUAAGAACAAGUUUUGAUAUAGAUCACAUAGGCAUACACAUUAUCAUAAAGAUAAAUAUUUUCUUGUAACAGUCCCUUUUGACCUAUGGGUCACAUACUAGUCAGGGCCAAUCUCCAUACCAAGUUUGAGGGUCCUAGGCUCAAAUGCUGCAUUUUUGUACUAGCAUGACUAUUCCUUACCCUGGAAGACUUAAAUAACAUUUAAAACAAAUCUCAUUAGAAGCUGCUAACGUAUAUUCAUUUACAUAAACAAUAAAGGGAGGUAAUUUGUCAUAAAUUCAGUCAAUAUGUAUCUAAACUAUAUAAAUCCGGUAUAAUAAUAAUAAUAAUAAUAAAUCCAUUUUUAUUAAAAUUUCUUACCAUGGAAGACAUAAAUGACAUUUCAAACCAAUCUCAUUAGAAACUGCUAGGUAUAUUCAUUUACAUAAAAAAUCAAGGGAGGUAAUUUGUCAUAUAUUCAGUCAAUAUGUAUCUUCACUGAUUGUCCAAGUCCAUCUGAUUGAAUAAGUGAAAUUUCAGAUCAGUAUCUUCGUUAGUUACAGAGAUAUACCCAUUUUAAUUUGAAAUAAAGGGAGGUAAUUUAACAUAAAAUCAGUCCAUAGUUAUCUACCCUAAUUGUCUCAGUCCAACUAAUGACAAUAAUGAAAUGUCAAAUGAGUCCUACAAGUAAUUACUGAUAUAAAUCCAUUUUAAUUAAAAUCAGGGGAGGUAAUCAGAUAUAAAAUAACUCCAGAACCUGUGACUGAAUCUGACAGAUUCAUCAUGGAAUCCAAGAUUUAUUGUUGCUGAAGAUAUUUUGCAAGUUUAUAUCAAACCAAACCAUAAAUGAAGUCUCUAUAUGGCUGCAAAAGCCAAAAUAGCAAAUUUUGGACCUUUAAGGGGCCAUAACUCUGGAACCCAUGAUGGUAUAAGGCUAGUUUUCAAAGGUGCAAGUUUGAUUAAAGUUGAUUGCAAAAUGUUGUCUCUAUUGUGUUCACAAGCAAAAAACAGCAAAUUCUGGCCCUUUAAGGGACCAUAACUCUGAAACCCAUGACGGGAUCUGGCUAGUUUUCAUAAGGAACCGAGAUAUUAUGCUAAUACAAGUUGUGUGCAUGUUUGAUUAAAGCUGAUUGCAAAAUGUUGUAUCAAUUGUGUUCACAAGCCAAAAAUAGCAAAUUUUGGCCCUUUAAGGGGCCAUAACUUUGGAACCCAUGAGGGGAUCUGGCCAGUUUUUGAAAGAAACCGAGAUAUUAUGCCAAUACAAGUUGUGUGCAAGUUUGAUUAAAAUUGAUUGAAAACUGUGGUGUCUAUCAUGUUCACAAGAAAUUGUGAACGGACGGACGGAUGACGGGCGAUCACAAAAGCUCACCUUGUCACUAUGUGACAGGUGAGCUAAAAAAGCAAAAAAGGAGGUUAGAGUAUUCAUAAACAAGAUUUGAAAAAGAAGGAGUUGAAAGUAAGUAACUGUAGUUUUGAAAGUUCCUUCCUUAAGAAUGAAAAUUAUCUGUUCAUUUAAGAAAUAAUAUAUAGCAGAACUAUAUUCACACUGUAUAUAACCAACUCGUAUUGCGGAGAUACUAAAGUAUGUUAAAACAUGGUUCCGCUAUAUAUCAUUUCGAUUCUAAUAUGUAUUUUAUGUAAACAAGUAGAGGAAAUAGGGAAGCUCUAUUUCACAUCAAAAAAUGUAGUAUGUCCACGUGACUUAAAAACAUAGUGUUUUAACUGUGUUUAAAUACGGAAAGUAACAUGUUCUGCAGAAUAACUUAGAGAGUGUGUAGAUAUCUACUGAGUUAUUCUACGCGUCUAAUAAUAUAAAAAUAAAAUGUGUGUGAAUUAAGUGUAACACCGGUUUGUUAUAUAACUUUGAUUCUGAAAUGUCUUUUAUAUGAAGUAGUAGAUCAGUUGUGGUAGCACUCUAUCAGCCAAAUACUGUGUCCAUCUGACAACAAUUUUCCAUGUUUUAAAGGAAAAGUGCAUGGAUUUUUCAUAUUAGAAUAAUUAAAAAAUUGUUAAGUUAAUUUUCCUAUAGAAUUAUAUAAAAUACUAUAUUACAAUUCCUGUUUUAGUACAAAAGUUCAGAAGUAUUGCAUAAAAUCAGAGUAAGGAAGAAAUUACAUAGCUAUAUUAUGCAAAUACCAAUUUCAAGUUAUUUAAUCAAAUACCGAGUACAUCAGAAAACUGAAUCUUGAGCUUCAUCUGUGACAAAAUAACACUAAAUCACCCCUGUGUGGUUUGAGUUGUGAAACUUAUGCUGUAUAUGUGUAACCACUUCUGAUUAUAAACAAACAGAUUCCUUCAAUCACAGAAUAUAAAUUUUCUGACUGGU
This is a messenger RNA of Mercenaria mercenaria, 5393 nucleotides long. Its product is annotated as tigger transposable element-derived protein 4-like. The transcript is spliced from 2 exons. Gene Ontology annotation, cellular component: nucleus. The coding region runs from base 71 to 1651 and encodes 526 amino acids. Gene Ontology annotation, molecular function: DNA binding. Lineage: Eukaryota; Metazoa; Mollusca; Bivalvia; Venerida; Veneridae. The record is from RefSeq and is a predicted model, not a curated record.